CCUGUGUGUUUUAUUUUAAUGGUGAUCUUUUCUGUUUUACAGAGCAUCUUAUAACGUGCAGGAAACAUGUUUCGGAGAUACGAUUCCAGGACCACUAUGUUUUCCCCACAAGCCGAGCGACGCAACAUCCACAAGCUCCUGGAUGAAGUCUUCCUUUCUGAAAAGAUUUAUAAACUCAACGAGGACACGGCCUGCAGUGUGGCAGGAAUCACCUCUGAUGCCAGCGUUCUCACUAACGAGCUGAGGCUCAUAGCCCAGAGGUAUCUACUACAGUAUCAGGAACCAAUCCCAUGUGAGCAGUUGGUGACCGCAGUGUGCGACAUCAAGCAAGCCUACACACAGUUUGGAGGCAAGCGUCCCUUUGGUGUCUCCUUGCUCUACAUGGGCUGGGACAAGCACCACGGCUUCCAGCUCUAUCAGAGUGAUCCCAGUGGGAACUAUGAGGGAUGGAAAGCCACAUGCAUCGGCAAGCACAGCGCCGCAGCCAUGUCAAUGUUGAAACAAGACUACAAAGAGGGUGACAUGACCCUGAAGUCAGCGCUGGCUUUAGCUAUCAAGGUGCUAAAUAAGACCAUGGACGUCAGCAAACUGUCUGCUGAGAAAGUGGAAAUUGCCACGCUCACGAGGGAGAACGGCAAGACGGUCAUCCGAGUUCUCAAACAGAAGGAAGUAGAGGAGCUGAUCAAAAAGCACGAAGAAGAGGAAGCGAAAGCAGAGCGGGAGAAGAAAGGACAGAAGCAGAAGGAGAAGUAGAAGGCACACUCCGGG
Molecule: messenger RNA, 768 nt
Organism: Ochotona curzoniae (black-lipped pika)
Lineage: Eukaryota; Metazoa; Chordata; Mammalia; Lagomorpha; Ochotonidae
Product: proteasome subunit alpha type-4-like
Exons: 2
Coding region: 67-753 (228 amino acids)
Cellular component (GO): proteasome core complex; nucleus; cytosol
Source: RefSeq, a predicted model, not a curated record